CCUACCAGGGCCGGGCGGAGGCGGGGCCGGGUUUCAGGACUGAGGCCAAUCGCUGCCCUCAGGGCCCCCAGCGCCGGCUUUGGGCAGAGGCGGGCAGAGGCGGGCAGAGGCAGCCAGGGCGCCGGAAGAGGCCUGGAAAUCCACGCGGCUUCCCAAAGACGGCGCCUCUGUUCUGCGGGUUCGUGACGAGGAUUUAUUUCCACCCACUGCGCCUGGGCGCAGGUCUGCGGGUCCGCGCCCACUGCGUGCGGCGCCACGGACCAUGUCGGUGACUGAUCAGGCUUUUGUCACACUGGCCACCGAUGACAUCUACUGCCAGGGCGCCCUGGUCCUGGGGCAGUCACUGAGGAGACACAGGCUGACGAGGAAGCUGGUGGUGUUGAUCACUCCUCAGGUGUCCGUCCAGCCUGCUCAGGUAAGGCUCAGAGAUGCGGCUUGUGCCCAGCUGGGUCCUAUAGAAGGAGGAUCACCUCUCCCCCAAGAGGUCCUAGGAGUUAUUCUGAUGACUGACCACCCUUCUUCACUGGCCUGGAUGGCUGGCAAUCAUGAUGGGCAUCUGACAUUUGUAAUGAACCUUCGAAUCAUGUGAAAAUAUAGGCGUGUGAUCGGCUUCACAAUACUUUAAAAAACAAUACUGGGUAUGGUUACAGUUCAUUCUCCCAACCAUGGAAACUGAAAAUUCAAUUCUUUUUUUUUUUUGCUUUUUGAGACAGGGUCUCGCUCGUCACCCAGGCUUGAGUGCAGUGAUACCGUCUUGGCUCACUGCAACCUCUCCCUCAUGGGCCCAAGUGAUCUUCCCUCCUCAGCCUUCUAAGCAGCUGGGACCACAAGUAUGUGCCCCCAUGCUCGGCUAUUUUUGUUUUUAUUUUUUGCAUUUUUGGUAGAGACAGGGUUUCGCCACGUUGCCUAGGCUGAUCUUGAACUCCUGGACUCAGUCCACCUGGGUUGGCCUCCCGAAGUGCUGGGAUUACAGGCAUGAGCCACGGCGCCCUGCCAAGGAGUCUUU
Messenger RNA from Gorilla gorilla gorilla (western lowland gorilla), 1006 nucleotides. RefSeq lists its product as uncharacterized. The transcript is spliced from 3 exons. The record is from RefSeq and is a predicted model, not a curated record. Lineage: Eukaryota; Metazoa; Chordata; Mammalia; Primates; Hominidae. Bases 263 to 589 code for a protein of 108 amino acids.